Molecule: messenger RNA, 925 nt
Organism: Plasmopara halstedii
Lineage: Eukaryota; Oomycota; Peronosporomycetes; Peronosporales; Peronosporaceae
Exons: 1
Coding region: 681-905 (74 amino acids)
Source: RefSeq, a predicted model, not a curated record
AAUUUCUGCCAGCCGUUAGCAAUGUUGGAAGAAGCUGUUGGCAUUGAGUCAGACGAUGAGCUGCUUGCCUAUCAAGCUCAGCCGAGAAGCGUUGAAGUUCGUAGAUGUCCACAAUUCUCAAACCACAUUCCAAGUACUUUUUCAUUAAACGGCCAUCCAUCAGGGGCCACAAGUAACGAUAGAGAAACACAAAUCUCGUCCUGUGCGUGCCGCUUACGUGGCCAAAGGCACAAUCUACCAGCGAGCGGAUCGGAUCGGCGAAGUCAUUCUAGACCUCGACAAAGAAAGCGGCACAAAGUCUCCCUUUCGUGUGGUUCACUGGAAAAUAUUAGCAACACUCGAAGCAGUUUCAGCUUUUUGACUUCUCUAAAAUGGAUGAGACAAAAGGAUAGACGCACAGCAAAAAAAUCUCUCAUACAAAAACUACUCAAUGACGCAUCAGAUCAUGUGGUCGAGAUAAGUGACUAUGAAAGAAGAGAGUCUACGACACUAGCUCGACCAGCAGCGUAACUUUAUUUGAUUGAAAGCAAUAGCUUUUGCCCACCUUUAUUUUAAGUAAAAUGACAACUCUUUUUCAUUUCAAUGAACGCGUUGUCCGCAUCCUCUUGGCUGAUUAAUAAAUUUUGUAAUAUGUCCUGACAGGUGUCCACGUCGGCACAGUAGUGCCUGUUAUUUUGUUCAUGAUGGACCUUCAUUGGACGGUUUUUUGUCUUUGUCUUCGGAGAUGUGUAUCGCGUGCCUUGCACAAUAAUCAACAUUCGAGUGAGUCCCACGACAUGAGAUAUCAUCACACUCGGUGUUUCAAGCGACCAAUCUCAACACAUGCUGUAUUACAAAACGAGCCGGGACAAGGCAUCGCGAUGUAUACGCGCUUUCAAAUGCAUAGAUCAGCGACAUUCAAAUAAAAACUUUUUUUUAAAUGGUG